Messenger RNA from Pristis pectinata (smalltooth sawfish), 1932 nucleotides. Its product is annotated as E3 ubiquitin-protein ligase TRIM39-like. The record is from RefSeq and is a predicted model, not a curated record. Lineage: Eukaryota; Metazoa; Chordata; Chondrichthyes; Rhinopristiformes; Pristidae. Bases 1 to 1932 code for a protein of 643 amino acids. Gene Ontology annotation, molecular function: protein binding; zinc ion binding. The transcript has 9 exons.
AUGUCUGUAGAGGACGACAUCAGAAACCAAUUCUCAUGCUCAAUAUGUCUGGAUACCUUUAAAGACCCGGUCACCACAGAGUGUGAACAUGACUUCUGCAGGCCAUGUAUAACGGAGUACUGGGACAGAGAGGAAACAUCCAUCUGUCCUCUGUGUCGACAGUAUUCCUCGGGAUCCUUGAGAACUAAUCGUACACUGGCCUGCGUUGUUGAGAUACUUCAGUCAAAGAAAGGUAACAGUUCUGAAGAAACCGACUCAGGUGGAGACAACAAUUUUGGAUUCCUGCUUCUCGUCAUCCUCAUUUUUGUAAUCGUGCUUCUCUGGUCGUUGAGCCCAGAUGCUUCUUCACUGGGACUUUACCCCAAGGAUUACGACAUGUGUUCUCAGCACAAGGAGAAACUGAAGCUCUUCUGUGAAGAUGAUCAGGAGUUAAUUUGUCUCAUCUGCAGGGAUUCAAAUAAGCACAAAAACCAUCGGGUUUCUCCCAUCAAUGAAGCUGCUCGAUACUAUAAGCUCCUGAUUGACUGCAUCCAGCAGCUGGAGCUGCAGUUGGACUCACUCAGGAGCAUCCAUGAUACCGACAGCAUCAGAGACAGGAGGUUUAAUGGGGUGGUCACGCCAAAGGACCAGGCUGCAGGUAGUUGGCAAGAACUGGCCACAACUCUGGAAUCAUUGAAAAUGACGCAUAUCCAUCACCAAGUAAUGAAGUCCAAUUAUGAGGAGAACCUGACUUUGUUGAUGAAUGAAGUAUCACUGACAGAGCAACGCAUUGGGAAGCUCUUUGUGCGUCUUCAUGAGUUCCUGAGAAUGGAAGAGGAGAGCAUUGUGCAGGACCUCCACAACGAUGCUUGGCAACGCUUCACCGUGCUGGAAGAAAUCAUCAUGCAGCUGGCCUUUGAAUCGACGGCCUUAUCAGACACCAUCCAAGCAGUCAGCGAGGACCUUUUUCAAGAAGAUGCCAUACUGUUCCUAAUGAAGCUGAAAACAACACAAGAAAGAGUUCAAAUGGCAAUUUCUGAUCCCAGAGAAGUGUCUGUAAAGAUGGAUGGUACCAAGUACAAAUUCCUAAUGAUGUACAACUCCUGGAAAAAAAUGGUCAAUGAAAUUGGCUUUAAUACCGUGCCACUGAGUUUAGAUGCUGAAACCGCACACCGGGACCUUCUCAUCUUCAACAACAUGACCAACGUCAUGUACAGCCAUGGCUUGAAGAAACCUCCGGACACCAGCUCACGAUUCAGUGUCCAUCCCUUUGUCCUGGCCCAGCAGGGGUUGUCAUCAGGAAUACACUACUGGGAAAUCUUUGUGGGAUGCAAGACUGACUGGAUCUUAGGGGUGACUAAAGAGUCUGUGGAACGCAAGACACCCAUCUCACUGACGCCUCAAGAUGGCCUCUGGACUUUGGAGAAGAGAAACAAGCACUACGUGGCAAAUGCUGUGCCCCGGGUGGUCAUCUUUUCACGGUUGAAGUCCCAAAAAAUUGGAAUUUACCUCGAUUAUGAAGGCGGGCAGGUGUCCUUUUACAAUGCUGACUAUAUGAACCUUAUGUACACCUUCAAAGACACAUUCACAGAGACAUUGUACCCCUUGUUCAGCCCAGGUUUUAGUUUUACACCACUAAGAAUAAUCCAUAGGGAAGCUUACGGACUGGUGAAUCAUACCAUGGUGCACGUAAUCGUUAUAGCGCCCGAUCACACACAGCUACAUGUCCGGCGUACUUCAUACAAGCAGUCGGUUCAGAUGGGAGGGGGCGAUGGUACCGGGAAGCUGGGGUCCGCUGGUGUUGGGGAACAGUGUGGACACUCGGUGCUGGGGUGCGAGGGGAAGCCCCGAGAUCUCAGCCGCACCGCUCGCUCAGCGCCAGCACCAGCAGGUCUCUCCACACUGAGCCCCAGGGAGAUUCCUUCAGUCCUGGCCCCACGGCACUGCCAGUGA